GGCGAUGGUGACCCAAAGUCCGGCUCCGAAAACAAUCUGCAGGAUCCGGAUGAUUCCCAGGAAAGUCUUGAGGAACUUCACGAUGUUCUUCCUCACCUGCGGCGUCUGUGGAGGUUGGGGUGACAUCUCUCUCCGCCUCCGACGCCUCUCGUGCCAGCCGGCCUCAUUGACGUCAAUGGAUUUCAGCGCGCACACCCUACGUGGCCAAGGGGGCGUGUCCACCUCCCGUGUCCCUCUCUUUAACAAGCGAUUGGUCGAUAUAAAGCUCUAUCCCAGCCCUGGAAGGAGCAGAAAGACGACCUCUCUGUUCUCAUUGGUCCAUUCACGACACUGAUUUUUUUGAUUGACAGGCGUCUCAAGGACAGAAAUGAGCUGCAGGUAAGGCUGGAUAAACAAGACUUUUUCCCCCUGCGUACAUUCAGCCAUUGUGAGAAGCUCUCAUUUGGAAAAGGAGCGACGCGGAGACAGAUGCAGUAGGAGCAACAGAGUCCUGAACAUCUCCGUAAAUCUUCUGUGUAUGCCACCUCUUCCAGUGUUUCUCCGGAUGGAUACCGGACCCGCCUCGACUCCUCCUGCCUCCCUGGUGGCGGGCCCCUCCUCGCUGUGGCGGCUUGCUGACAGGAGGAGCAGGAAGGCCGGCUCGGGGAACAUUUUCAGCAACGUGAAUCUGUGGCAGCUCCAGAGACUGUUCAGGGCGGCGGGCGACCAGGACGCCGAGCAGAGGGCCCAGGUGGUGUGGGGCCACGGGGACGAGGCAGAACUGGCCCAGGCCCUGAUAGGACUGAGGGCCCGGAGUCACAGGAGAGGACUGAGGAGUAACGGGAGAGAAGUACUGGGGUCCCACUGGCUACGAGCCUUCCAUCACCUCAAGAUCGGGGAGAGCUCGCCAAGCAGCCAGGGGAAGGAUACCGCAGAGGAGAACGAUUCUGAGGCGGGCAGCAGUCCAGAGCCUCACCGACGUACCUCUUUAGGGACUACAGGGCGCGAUACUGAGACUCAGGGCCCUGCAGGGACGUCUGAGAGACCAGGUAGAGCCGGAUCAGGACUGAGGAGAGGUGGAGAGAACAACCCAGAGAGAUACCUCCACAGAAUACUCCACUGACAUCUCUUUGUAGAAGGAAACUAGCAAAGUCUGAGUGUGCACAAUCUGUGAGACUCUCCUGAAAGAUGCCCUGAUGUGUUCAGAAACUUAACCUAGGCUGAAUUCUCAGUUCAAGCAACACCUUUACAGUUAUAAGCGAAGCUGUAUUUUGGGGUGAAAGAACACAACAGACUAGGCCUGAGAGCUCUAAUCAGAUGCUGGGAGACACCUCUCCAUCUACUUGACAGCAAACCUCUGAGUGGCUCCUGGUAAAUCACAGCUUUACAAUACCUUGAAUCAGCAUCAACCUGUGUUACCAACUCAAAUUUAAAUAGACGUAUUGGUUGUUUUGAUUUAAAAAAACAAGAUCAGUCAAAUGGGGCUUUCACACGUGCAGAAAAGUCCUGAAAAACUUCUGAAAAAUAUUUCCAUGAGGAGCUGUAGCCUAUGUGUGAACGCAAACAGCCACAUUCUUAACUCUGACUUAACGCAGAGUUUUUCCUGCCAGCCCCCCUUGUAUUUACUGCAGCAAGUCCGAGCUAUUGUUGUUUUUUAAAAGUCACAUCUUACCUCAGGACCCCCCCCCCCCCCCCAAAAUAAAUAUUUUUUAUUAGAAAUGAUUUUACCCCCACCACCUAUCUUGCUUGCUCAUACAAAGGCUCACCCUGCAGACAUUUUACUAAAGGGGCUUUUAAGUAAGAAACUUUGGGUGAAGUUGUGGUGAAUUAUUCAGUACUUUUUCAGGAGUUUUGUGCAUUUGUGAAAACAGCUAUAGAUGUUUUUUGUUGGUUCAUUCCAUGAAACACCAAUACAUUCUGUUUAAAUAUCAGUUGGAAUCACAUGAUAACACAUGGAAGCCUUACAGGGGGAUAAAUAAUUAUGCAAGGCACUCAACAUUGUGGUUGCCUCUCAAUAACUGCCUUAUGUGUUGACCUUAAACACAUCCUACCACUCACAAUCACACUCGUCUUGUAUACUGUUAAUACUGGACAGUGAUGCAGGAUUCAGCUGUUAUAGCCACGGGAAGCCAUUAAUGAUGUGGGUGAGGUGACGCCGUGUAUGUUUAUUAGCCUUAAGUAGUUCAAAUAAAGUGUUGUAGGGCUUAAUCCAGGAUGUAUGUAGUAAAAAUGCAAUAGUAAAAUGUACUGUCGGAGGCUUUGACUCAAAUGUAAUGAUUCACAUGUUUCAGCGGGUCACUGGUUUGUUGUUAUUGAAAGCGAAGAGUCACAUGGUCGAAUCUGCUUCGAGAAAACUGCAGGAAAGUAAACACUUAAAUGUUCUCAUUCGACUAUGUGAGGCAACAGUGUGAAAGUCCACUGCCUAUGAGUAAUUGUUACCCAUGUUAUCAGAAUGCUGGAAACUUUAUGAGCUUUUUUUUUUCACCACACUGUUUGAUGUGUAAUUUUUAGAUCUCUUGUAAUAAAGAGUCUCUUUGUA
This is a messenger RNA of Labrus mixtus (cuckoo wrasse), 2518 nucleotides long. RefSeq names its product arginine vasopressin induced 1 (gene avpi1). NCBI's taxonomy places the organism in Eukaryota, Metazoa, Chordata, Actinopteri, Labriformes, Labridae. Bases 518 to 1102 code for a protein of 194 amino acids. The record is from RefSeq and is a predicted model, not a curated record. The transcript has 4 exons.